This is a messenger RNA of Solanum verrucosum, 801 nucleotides long. RefSeq lists its product as uncharacterized. The transcript has 4 exons. The coding region runs from base 1 to 801 and encodes 266 amino acids. Lineage: Eukaryota; Viridiplantae; Streptophyta; Magnoliopsida; Solanales; Solanaceae. The record is from RefSeq and is a predicted model, not a curated record.
AUGUUCUGUGACCUACGGGAACUCUAUUGGUGGAAUGGGGUGAAAAAGGACAUCGCGGAAUUUGUGGCCAAAUGCCCUAAUUGUCAACAAGUUAAGGUUGAGCACCAGAGGUCGGGAGGCUUGUCACAAGAUAUUGCUAUUCUUACUUGGAAGUGGGAAGAUGUGAACAUGGAUUUUAUCGUAGGCUUACCACGUACUCGGCAACAACGUGACUCGAUAUGGGUAAUAGUAGACCAGAUGAGUAAGUCUGCUCAUUUCAUUCCCAUCAAGGUGUCCUACUCGGUGGAAGAGUAUGCUAAGUUGUAUGUUAAAGAGAUAGUGAGUUAUUAUUCAAGUAUCGACAUGGCUCCCUUUGAGGCUCUCUAUGGUAAAAAAUGUACGUCUCUUAUAGGAUGGUUUGAAGUGGGAGAAGUUGCCCUCCUAGGUCCGGAAUCGGUGCAUGAGGCCAUUGUGAAGAUUCGGGUUUAUUUGAAAAUCUCACCCAUGAAGGGUGUUAUAAGGUUUGGGAAGAAUGGGAUACUUACUCCUCAGUUUAUGGGUUCUUAUGAGAUUUUGAGGCAUGUUGGCGAGGUUGCAUAUGAGUUAGAUUUGCCAAAUGAGCUAGUGUUGGUGCAUUCGGUGUUCCAUGUCUCAAUGUUGAAGAAAUGUAUAGGGGAUCCAUCAACCAUAGUUCCCUUAGAGGGUUUAGAGAUUAAGGAGAAUCAUGCUUAUGAAGAGGUACCGAUUGAAAUCUUAGAUGGGCAAGUCAAGAGGUUGAGAAACAAGGAAGUUGCCUCUAUGAAGGAUGAGUUGUCUAUUUGA